This is a messenger RNA of Aethina tumida (small hive beetle), 897 nucleotides long. RefSeq lists its product as uncharacterized. Bases 117 to 470 code for a protein of 117 amino acids. Lineage: Eukaryota; Metazoa; Arthropoda; Insecta; Coleoptera; Nitidulidae. The record is from RefSeq and is a predicted model, not a curated record. Gene Ontology annotation, molecular function: olfactory receptor activity; odorant binding. The transcript has 5 exons. Gene Ontology annotation, biological process: sensory perception of smell; detection of chemical stimulus involved in sensory perception of smell. Gene Ontology annotation, cellular component: plasma membrane.
AUUAUGAUAUUUGCCGAACUUCUCAACAUCACAGCAAACUUGUUAACUUUAUACAGGAUUAUACAUCAAGCGAGAGACUUAUAAUCUUAAUUCAUCUUAUAGGUGCUAUUACAUUAAUGACGUCUCUGGUAUUUACAAUAAUUUUGUUUGAAGGAUUGUAUAAUCCAAUUGCCAGCGUUUGUUUUCUGAUUGGAUCUUUAUCUGUCGCCUAUUUAUAUGCGUUAUGUGGAAUUAUAUUAAUAGAUUUCAACAGUACCGUCAGAGAAGCUUUAUUCAGAACAAAUUGGUAUUUGUGGAACGUGAAGAACAGGAAGGCCAUGCUACUAUUUGCAACUAACACAGAAAAAACUUUGACUUUACGAGCUGGUCAGUUGAUACUCAACUACGAGCUAUAUGUUUGGAUGAUACACAAAGUUUUCAACCUAUAUACUGCACUUUUAUGCGUAAAUCCUGAAAAAAUGAAAUUUUAAAAAUAUUCAUAUUCUAGCCAGAAUUUGUUAGUUAAAUUGCAUAUAUUGUUUUGUUCAUUGUUGACCAACAAAAAUUAAUUUCUAAGAGAGAAUCAUGAUUAAAAUAUACAGUACGAAAAACGUUUGAUCCAUCUGAAUUUCGUAAGAGACAGUAAAGGUCUCCAGUUUAUCCUGUAGAGAGAGAUUUUUACUGUCUCUGUUGCGCAUGAUAUCUCUCUCAAAAAUCAAACGGGUAAAAUGCUUUUCGUGGUGUAUAAUUAUAAAUAUAAAAACCAUAAGUUGUAUAUAAUAAAAAUUAUUUAUUGUUUUUAUUUUAUAUAUAAGAAAUUUUUUAAUGAUUAAAUUAAAUUUAAGUGUAUUUUCAUUAGACAAAAUUAAUUUUUUUUGAAUACUUUAUUGCAAAAUAAAAUUUCAUUCUUGGGUCUCC